AUGAUCGACGGCGGUGUGCUGACCAAUGAGGCAGUGACCUCACAUCUGGAAGUGGAAUACGGACGUGGGAAGGGCGCUAACUCUCCCGAGUCAGUGCGAAGGGAGGCCCUGGAGGAGCCCAGACCAGGCUCCAGGCUGCUGUCUGGCCCAGUGGCUGUCAAUGCCCUCUGUCUGGGCACAGCUCUGAUCUGUGCAGGGGCUUUCAGUGAGGUGCCAGUGGGGCACACUGAGGUCCUGCUAUCACUCACUGUCGUGAUGGGCCUAGUGGUUGGCUGGAUGCUGUUCUACGUUUUGUGUACUGCUCGGCAGAAGGGAGUUAUUGUUUCUGAGGACCCCCAUGCUGGGCCAGUAUGGCUGAGAGGAGGCUUGCUGCUGUUUGGAGCUUGCAGUUUGCUGCUUGAUGUCUUCAAGAUUGUCCACGUUGCUGGGUUUAAAGGCUGCGAGCAUCCCGUCAAAUUUCUGUUCCCCAUCACUCAGCUCCUGUUCACUUUCAUGCAGUCUUACUUCCUAUGGGCCCAUUCCAAAGACUGCAUUCAACUCCAUCAGGAUGUCACAAGGUUUGGGUUGGCUCUGUCCUUGGUGUGUAACUUGUUGCUGUGGAUGGAAGCUGUGACAGAAGAGUCUCUACAUCAGACCGGGCCAGCGGGUGAGAAACAUCAUGAGAACAGGAGUCACACUCAAACAGGUGGUGUGGACGAGGGAUGUCUCUGCUCCACCAAUAUCUGCCUCAUCUUCCAGACUGGUUAUUACUACUUAUACCCUUUCAACAUUGAGUACAGUCUGUUUGCCUCCACCAUGCUUGGUGUGAUGUGGAAGAACGUGGGCAGGUCGAUCGGGGAACAGGAGCACCCGGCCCAUCGCCAACUCCAUUUCCAUGGCCUCUUGCUAGGCCCAAGCCUCGGGACUGCUGAGAUCCUGAUUGGUCUGGCAAUCUUCAUUCUCUACGAGGUGGAAGUGACGGAUGAAGGAGGAGAGAGCUGGGCUCUGACUGCUUACUACCUCUUUAACAUUGUGGCUCUUGCUCUGUCCACCAUCGUUGCCGUGGUGGGCUGCUGCGUGCACCGGUUUGACCGAAGGGGCAGUAACAGUGACAAGAGCCCAGCCAGGCAUCUGGACUUGGCACUCUUGCUUUGGGCAGCGUUGGGCCAGUUUCUAAUCUCGUACUUCAGCCUGGUGGCGAUUGUAUCCAUCCAACCCUUCGAGCUGCUGAGUGCCCUGAACCUGCUCUUCUCUGUCUUCACCAUCUCCCAACAUGUUCUGCAGAACGCCUUCAUCACCGAGGGUUUAAGUAGGAAACCAUUUGCGGAGGAGACUCACCCUGAUGUCAGGAAUUCUAACAGUCAGGGUCUUGCCAUUGUGAAUACUACCCAUUGCCUCACUGGGGAUGCCAUGGAAUUUUGCAUCCAGAAUCCCCUUUCUCAAACUAGCUCCAACCCAACCGGAAUCAUCGUUCAUCAGGAAACUGGUUCAAGCCAUCUGGAGAGUACAUCCCAAACUCAGGAAGAUCAACUCUUUGUCCCUGCUAACAGGCUCAGCUCCAAACGACGGAUCCUGAAGGAGGUGUCUGCAUUUUUACUCUUGUCCAAUGUCAUUUUCUGGAUCCUGCCGGCUUUUGGGGCUCGACCGCAUUUUGCUAACGGUCUUGAAGAAAGUUUUUACGGCUUCCAAAUCUGGGCAACUGUAGUCAAUAUUGGCCUUCCGUUGGGAAUAUUCUACAGGAUGCACUCAGCUGCCUGCCUACUCGAGGUCUACCUCAUUUGCUAA
Hemiscyllium ocellatum (epaulette shark) is the source of this 1764-nucleotide messenger RNA. RefSeq names its product proton channel OTOP2-like. NCBI's taxonomy places the organism in Eukaryota, Metazoa, Chordata, Chondrichthyes, Orectolobiformes, Hemiscylliidae. The record is from RefSeq and is a predicted model, not a curated record. The transcript is spliced from 6 exons. Gene Ontology annotation, molecular function: proton channel activity. Gene Ontology annotation, cellular component: membrane. Bases 1 to 1764 code for a protein of 587 amino acids. Gene Ontology annotation, biological process: proton transmembrane transport.